Messenger RNA from Mauremys mutica (yellowpond turtle), 1478 nucleotides. Its product is annotated as GTPase IMAP family member 3-like. NCBI's taxonomy places the organism in Eukaryota, Metazoa, Chordata, Testudines, Geoemydidae. Gene Ontology annotation, molecular function: GTP binding. The record is from RefSeq and is a predicted model, not a curated record. The transcript has 3 exons. The coding region runs from base 264 to 1208 and encodes 314 amino acids.
UCCUGGUCAGUGGCAGCAACUCAUCCCACUCCAUUUAUUUAGAAAGAAAUCUAAAACACCGAGUAGUUCAUUUUCAUUUACACAAGAGUUUCAUCGAGAAUUAAUACGAAGCUACUGUCGAAAAGAGGAAACCAGAAGACUUCAGACAUUUUUGAGUAAUACCACCAGCUGGGAGGACUGUGCAGAAGUUGCAAAUAUCUGCUUAAUCUGAAGAAAUAUCACAGAUUUGAUCUCCAAGUUCAGCUGACACCGAAAAGAAAAAUAUGAGGAGACAACAGCAGGCAGCAGAUGAAGAAGCUCCCCCUGAUUCGUAUUACCACAGCCAUUAUGGGGAAUCAGAACUGAGAAUCGUCCUUGUAGGUAAAACAGGAGCUGGGAAAAGUGCAACAGGAAACACCAUCCUUGGUGAGAGAGUGUUUGCAUCCAUACUGGGAGCACAGACAGUGACUACGAUUUGUAAAGCUGGCAGUAGGAUCUGGAAUGGGAAGACGAUUCGAGUGGUUGAUACUCCUGCAAUUUUUAAUCCAAAGAUCUGCAGUACAGACACUUACCAAGAGAUUGGUCGCUGUAUCGCGCUCUCUGUCCCAGGCCCCCAUGCUCUGGUGCUGGUGACCCAGCUGGGCCGUUACACUGAAGAAGACAAGGAAGCAGUGAGGACAGUACAGGAGAUUUUUGGAGUUGAGGCCAUGAGGUACAUGAUUGUCUUGUUCACCCGAAAAGAAGAUUUAGGGGAUGGUUCACUGAGUGACUAUGUGAAAUACUCAGAUAACAGAGAUCUCCAGACGCUGAUUCAAAAGUGCGGCAACCGAUACUGUGCUUUCAAUAACAAAGCAACUGGAGCAGAACAGAAAGAGCAGGUUAAUAAGCUGAUAGAAAUAGCUGAGAGAAUGGGGCGGCAGAACGGAAACUCAUAUUAUACUAAUGAAUUAUAUUCCCAGGCAGAGGUGAUGUUCAGUGAUGUUAAUGGAAACUUUGAAGAAAAAUGCAGAAACUUUGGAGAAAAAGUGAAACAGCACAUAACAAACCAAAGAGACAAAGCUGAGCAUCGUGGGGUAUUAAACAGAAUUAGGAAAUCAUGUUGUCUAACUACAGUUUAUCUAUGGAGACAGGUGAUAUUUGUGAUAUAUGCUAUAUGUAGGAUAGGAUAUGCUAUAUGUAGGAGAGGAUGGAGGUGCAUUCUUUCAUUGUAUAAUUACUGGUUUGGUUAAUGACGGUAACUCAGUUUCCUAUUUGUUUUCCUCUUGGAGUUGAAAUGUUGAAUUUUUCUUCAUUCUAAUCCUACAGCUUCCUAUGUUCUAUAGUUCAGGUUCUUACCACUAGUACAGCAAAAGACAAACAUGCAAAUUAUGAUUAGAUGAAAUCAUUUAGAUUUGUUUUACAUUAACUUCACACAGGAGAUUCCAAUAAGGAUUGUAUAUGGAUGUGUCAAAUCUAUACUUUUUUUAUGGAAAACCAAAUGGUGGCAGUGUAAUAAACAU